Molecule: messenger RNA, 1643 nt
Organism: Ipomoea nil (Japanese morning glory)
Lineage: Eukaryota; Viridiplantae; Streptophyta; Magnoliopsida; Solanales; Convolvulaceae
Product: haloalkane dehalogenase
Exons: 13
Coding region: 213-1412 (399 amino acids)
Molecular function (GO): epoxide hydrolase activity
Source: RefSeq, a predicted model, not a curated record
CUAAAUUCAUAAAUCACAACACACAAUUGCUGAACUUCCCAUAGCAUGUGUGCUUCAAAAUAUGUGAUAGAUGAGAACCAGAGACACCCUAUCCCCAUUUUCCACUUUAACGUUUUUUUGAUCGAAUCCCAAAUGUCCGUUCUUUAACUAAAUCCAACCAACACCCAAACGGAUUGUUUUUCCCUCCGGCGCCAGGAGGCCUUUUCAUAUCCAUGGCCGCCAUUCAUACCUCCUUCUCCUCCCUUCACUCCCAGUGCCACUCUCUCUGUACCAUUGCUUCCCAGUUUCCCCCUCACCAAUUCUCUCUCAAGCGAACCUCUCGAAACUACCAAAGUUUGAAACUUUCCCGGUUCCUUUGCCGAUCAAGUAGCGAUGGCAACGAGGAUUAUUUUUUGGAUGCUCCCGUUUCUGUUGGUGAUGGGUUUUCUUUCAGUGGAGGAAAGUAUUCAGACGAGCCCAGUCCCGCAGAUGAAUGGUUCAAGCAGGGGAGAAUUGUAAAAGCUCAUCUAGUCAAUGGAAGUGGUGAGAAGGCAAAAGACCCGAUUUUUGGUCUUACAAUGGGAGCUGGUUCACAGUCAUCAUCUGAUCUUUUCAGAUGGUUUUGCGUUGAAACUGGAACUGCUUACGAUUCUUGCAUUGUAUUAAUCCAUGGGUUUCCCUCGCAGGCAUAUUCUUAUCGCAAAGUUCUCCCCAUACUUUCAAAGAGCCACCAUGUCAUUGCAUUUGAUUGGCUAGGAUUUGGAUUUUCAGAUAAGCCCCAGCCAAAAUAUGGAUUUGACUACACAUUGGAUGAAUAUGUAUCAUCCUUGGAAUCUGUAAUUAACACACUGACUAACAAAAAGGUUACCCUUGUAGUCCAGGGAUAUUUUUCGCCUAUUGUUAUCAAAUACGCCAGCACUCAUCAGGAUAAGGUGAACAGUGUCAUACUUCUCAAUCCUCCGUUGACAGUCAAGCAUGCAAACCUGCCUUCAACCUUAUCCAUAUUCAGCAAUUUCUUGCUUGGGGAAAUCUUUUCUCAGGAUCCACUAAGGGCGAGUGACAAGGCAUUGUUGAGCUGUGGUCCUUACCAAAUGAAAGAAGAGGUAGCCAUGGUAUAUAGGAGACCAUAUCUUACAUCGGGAUCAUCAGGAUUUGCGUUGAACGCACUAAGUAGGGCAAUGAAGAAGCAACUUAAGGGGUACAUUGAGGAAGCACGAGGGAUACUCACGGGCAAAAAUUGGGAAGUUCAAACAACGGUAUGUUGGGGACAAAGAGACCGCUGGCUAAGUUUCGACGGUGUAGAAGAUUUCUGCAAAGAAUCAAAGCUCCGACUAGUCGAGCUUCCCAUGGCCGGUCAUCAUGUUCAAGAAGAUAGCGGGGAAGAAGUAGGACAGGUGAUUGCAGAAAUUGUUGGGAAAAAAAGCAGACUCUGAAGAAAUUCAGUGUUGCCUCAGCUCACAAAGAGAAAUCAGUAUGAAUAUAUUAUUGUUAUACCAUAAACUAUAGGAUUACAGUGUGAUUAAUAGUGAAAGUAAAAUAAGGAAGAAACUCACAUAUAUGUUCAUUUUGUAAUGGAUUAGACAUAUACUAUAGAGUGUUUGUAUUAUGAGUGUUAUUGGAAGAAUGUUACGUUGUUGAGAGAAAUUAAGCAGCUGGAGUUUGUG